AUGGCAAAACAAAUAAUUCAUGCCGGGCUAAGUACACCUUCGAGAAUGAAAAAUGAAGAUUUUAAAACUGCAGAACAAAAAUUACACACUGAAUUAAUCAUUAAAAACGAAAUUGAAGUAGAAAAUGUUCCAAUGGAAUUUCAAGUAAUUCACGUUAUCAAUAAUCCUUUGAUAAUUAAAGAUGACGAUAUGAAAAUUGAUCAAGAUCAUUUGAUAAUCAAAGAUGAAAAUGUUGAUGAACAAUCAUUUAUCUACAAUCAAAGUAAUUUACAAAAUCAUACAGGACUAGAAAUUAAAAGGGAUUUAAAAGAAAGUUUUCUAAUGGAUCUGGCAAGUGGUAAUUCUUGUAUUAAAAGAGAAUCAUCGUUACACACGGAAUUAAUUUUAAAAGACGAAGAUAUUGAAGACAAUCAUAAUAAUUCGAAUGUUGAUGAACAAUCAGUUAUCGAUCGAAGUAAUUUACAAAAUCAUGGAUUAGAAAUUAAAAAAGAUUUAGAAAAAAGUAUUCCAAUGGAUCUGGCAAGUGAUAAUUCUUGUAUUAAAAGAGAAUCAUCGUUACACACAGAAUUAAUUUUAAAAGACGAAGAUAUUGAAGAAGAUCAUAAUAAUUCGAAUGUUGAUGAACGAUCAGUUAUCGAUCAAAAAAGUUUUCAAAUGGAUCUGGCAAGUGGUAAUUCUUGUAUUAAAAGAGAAUCGUCGUUACACACGGAAUUAAUUUUAAAAGACGAAGAUAUUGAAGAAGAUCAUAAUAAUUCGAAUGUUGAUGAACGAUCAGUUAUCGAUCAAAAAAGUUUUCAAAUGGAUCUGGCAAGUGGUAAUUCUUGUAUUAAAAGAGAAUCGUCGUUACACACGGAAUUAAUUUUAAAAGACGAAGAUAUUGAAGACAAUCAUAAUAAUUCGAAUGUUGAUGAACAAUCAGUUAUCGAUCGAAAAUCAUCGUUACACACGGAAUUAAUUUUAAAAGACGAAGAUAUUGAAGACAAUCAUAAUAAUUCGAAUGUUGAUGAACAAUCAGUUAUCGAUCGAAGUAAUUUACAAAAUCAUGGAUUAGAAAUUAAAAAGGAUUUAGAAAAAAGUAUUCCAAUGGAUCUGGCAAGUGGUAAUUCUUGUAUUAAAAGAGAAUCAUCGUUACACACGGAAUUAAUUUUAAAAGAUGAAGAUAUUGAAGAAGAUCAUAAUAAUUCGAAUGUUGAUGAACAAUCCUUUAUCGAUCAAAGUAAUUUACAAAAUCAUGGAUUAGAAGAAAUUAAUAAGGAUUUAGAAGAAAGUGUUCCAAAAGGUCCUACAAAUGAUGACCUACGAAUUAAUAAUGAAUCAUCGUUACGUAAGGAAUUAAAAAUAAAAGAUAAAGACGUUGAAAAAACAUACGAAAAUUCUGAUCUGGAUAACCUGCAAACAGUAACCAUUCAAAGUAAUUUAAAUAGUCCAAAACGUGAUCAAAAAGGAUGUUUUUCUUGUCAUUUAUGUAAUAAAAAAUUGACCACAAAAUAUGGUUUAAGUAACCAUUAUAGAAUUCAUAAAGGAGAAAAACCAUAUGCUGGCGAUUAUCAAGAACGACCAUUUUUAUGUGAUAAAUGUGGUAAAAAAUUUCUACGAAAAAGUCAACUAGAGAAACAUGACGACUCGGUUCAUUCAGAUGAAAAACGUUUUUCUUGUAAUAUCUGUGAUAAAAAAUAUACCGGAAAAUACACUUUGAGAAAAAAAUCAUUCUUCUGUGAUGUUUGUGAUAAAAAAUUUAGCCAAAAACAUCAUGUUACUCAACAUAAACGAAGUCAUACGGGUGAAAAACCUUAUGCAUGCGAUGUUUGUGAUAAAAGAUAUUUCAAAAAUCAAGAUUUAGUCAAACAUAAGAAAAAGCAUGCAAACGAUUAA
This is a messenger RNA of Chrysoperla carnea, 1872 nucleotides long. Its product is annotated as zinc finger protein 112-like. The coding region runs from base 1 to 1872 and encodes 623 amino acids. Gene Ontology annotation, biological process: regulation of transcription by RNA polymerase II. Lineage: Eukaryota; Metazoa; Arthropoda; Insecta; Neuroptera; Chrysopidae. Gene Ontology annotation, cellular component: nucleus. Gene Ontology annotation, molecular function: RNA polymerase II cis-regulatory region sequence-specific DNA binding; DNA-binding transcription factor activity, RNA polymerase II-specific. The transcript is spliced from 5 exons. The record is from RefSeq and is a predicted model, not a curated record.